Messenger RNA from Rhizophagus irregularis DAOM 181602=DAOM 197198, 593 nucleotides. Lineage: Eukaryota; Fungi; Glomeromycota; Glomeromycetes; Glomerales; Glomeraceae. The record is from RefSeq and is a predicted model, not a curated record.
UUUUAUCCUAUUUUCGUGAUUAUUUAAAAAACUGAUUAUUACAAAUGUCGCUACAUGAAAAUAAUAAUCUUUUUGACUCACUUUUUGAAAACUUUACAGAAGGUUCAGAGGAGUCAAAUAAUUAUGUAGACAGUGAUAAUGUAAGCGAUGACUAUGAGUUUUUAGAUCCUUGUAUUGACUUGGAAGAAUGUAAUGUAAGUUUUUUGCAUAAAAUAUUUAUAGAUAAUGAUGAAAUUAGUAGUUCUGACUCAGAUAAUUAUGAAUUUGAUCUUGAAAGUGAAGGCGAAAGUGAAAUUGAGAGUCAGAAUGACAUUUAUAAUAAUAGUGGUGAAUUUGAUGAAAUUAUAAAUAAUAUAGAACAAAAAGAGUUAACGGCAUGUGUAGUAAUUGAUUUUUUUGAUGGAAAAUUUCAACGAUGUGGAAAUAAAGAAGGAAAUAUAAGACAAUUACGUAAUCUUAUUGGGACAUGGCAAGUGGAUCGAGAUGUUAUUAGAGAAGUAGAUGGUAAUUUACAAAAAUUGGGUGUUUGUGAUUUACAUUUUCAAUUUGACAAUAAAUACCUACAUAAUUCAAAAGAAAAACAAUUAAAAAAG